Haliotis rubra (blacklip abalone) is the source of this 556-nucleotide messenger RNA. RefSeq lists its product as uncharacterized. Lineage: Eukaryota; Metazoa; Mollusca; Gastropoda; Lepetellida; Haliotidae. The record is from RefSeq and is a predicted model, not a curated record. The coding region runs from base 76 to 489 and encodes 137 amino acids. The transcript has 5 exons. Gene Ontology annotation, molecular function: calcium ion binding.
GUUAUCAGAACUGUGGCAAGGGGCUACUGAGAGACAUUUUAGCUGCGUCUGUGUACAAGCUAGAUCCUCGUCAUCAUGAAGUUCCUAGUUGCAGCACUGGCGUCGUUCCUCGUUCUCGGUUUGGUGUCCUGCAACUCUGAGCCCCAGAAGGAGGUGAUGUUGUUCAACAAUGUCGACAAGGACAAGAACGGCAAACUGUCCAACGCUGAGUUGGAGGCCAUCUUCCUCUUCUUUGACGCCAACAAUGACAAGGAGAUAACACAGAAGGAAUUCGAAGAUGAGUGGGUUGUGAAGUACGCACUGGGACCAUCGGCGGAGGCUGUCGCCCUCUUCAAGGCUGCAGAUGCAAAUGAUGAUGACAAGAUCACCAAAGCCGAUCUACCCUUCAUCUUCCAGUAUUUCGACAUGGACAGUGACGGUAGUGUGGACAUGAAUGAGUUCCUAACACAGUGGGGCGACCUCACGCUGAUUCCGGUGGUGGGCAAAUAGACACUCGAGUUGUCUCCCUUCUGAGGGCGGUCGCCUUAUUGCAUGUGACAAUAAAUGUUGUUUUUAC